This is a messenger RNA of Notolabrus celidotus (New Zealand spotty), 1898 nucleotides long. RefSeq names its product E3 ubiquitin-protein ligase ZNRF2-like. NCBI's taxonomy places the organism in Eukaryota, Metazoa, Chordata, Actinopteri, Labriformes, Labridae. Bases 449 to 1036 code for a protein of 195 amino acids. The record is from RefSeq and is a predicted model, not a curated record. The transcript is spliced from 4 exons.
CUCAAAGAGAGAGGAGGGCAAUCCCAGCCUUUAUUUUUCUUUCCAGACGACCACAGUUGAGCACAAAAACAAACUUGAACCAGAUGAGCUGUGGGUCAACAUUCGCGUUAAUGUCCUCGUCUGAAGAAGUUGAACUGAAGAAAAUUGGCUGAAGAGAUUUCUCUCUUUUUGUUUUUCCAUUGUUUAAAAAAGGGAAGGGCUGUGCUAAGACAAAAUACACCAAUUGGAAAUUAAGUUAAGCGACAGUGAGUGCGCACUUUACGCACAGAGCGCAACAUGAAACUUUGAAACGAUGGACUACCUUGUCUUUAUUGUUGUUCAAGUGUGAGGCUGCACUUAGGCUACUUGAUUGAUGACACUUUUUUCAAAUGUCGUUGCAACCAUGUGCUGUGGCUAAGAACUUUUAAGUGCACCAAAAACCUGAGGCGGUACGCCUAAAAAACACACCAUGGGGGCCAAGCAAAGCACCCCGGUGUUUGAUGGCAGAACUCGAGCUUAUUCCAGCUCUGAUCUACCAUCUGGAAACUCCGGCGGAGUGGAAAGGGUUGCGGGGUUUAGGUACACCAAUGGACCAGAUGGCCCGAGGAUUCGGUAUACGGGGGGUGGACAAGCCAGCUCCGGGCUCAGUAUACCGGCCGGCGGCAGGUCAGGGUCACACGUACUCAAUCAGAGCCUCGAUGGCACGGAUGGUGACGACGAGGGCCAGCUGCCUCCUGAUGGCCACAGGUUGCUCAUAGGCUCCCUUCCUGCUCACCUGUCGCCUCGCCUCCUGGGAGGGUUCCACUGUCCACUUUGCUCCAAGUUUUUGGCAACGGAUGAAAUUGAGAAGCACCUGCUCAAGUGUUUCAGCAAAAUGCGCCUCACCUACAACAAGGACAUCCUGUCCAGAGACUCUGGGGAAUGUGCCAUCUGCUUAGAUGAGCUGGAGCAGGGAGACACCAUUGCCAGGCUGCCUUGCCUCUGUAUCUACCAUAAAGGGUGUAUAGAUGAGUGGUUUGAGGUGAAUCGCUCAUGUCCAGAGCAUCCUGCUGACUAAGAGCCAUAAGAGACUACUUUCAGUCAAUUUUUCAUCACUGUGAUGGACUGUGUGCCUGACCUCAUCCCAAAACUGUCUGUUCCAGCCGAGCACCGCGCUCCUCAGGGAAUUUAGGACAUUUUUGCGUACAGGAUUAAUCAUGUUGCCUGAUGGACUAUAAGUGGACUGUGGACUUGCUUCUAAAGACAUCUUGGGAAACUCAACUCAAAGAACCACUGGUGGAGUAGUUCUCUCCAUAAAAUAUGUGAAUGUUCCUUGUGCCACCUGCUGGCCUUAAGUAGCUUCCUCCAACUUGGAACCUGAACUGAUUUGUUGAACAUGGUGUGUUUGUAUAACAGAGAACUAUAACCAACAUGGGAGGAGAGAAACGUCUCUUUUAAGCAGAUAUUUAGUUUGAAAGAUUGUUUAUAAGGUUUCAUCAGAACACUGUAGGCUCAUGGUGUGCAAUGUGAAAAGCAGCCAUGGAUAAUAAAACAAGCCUAUACCAGCUUUAAGGGAAGAUCACAGUGUUGAUGGUCGUUAGGAAAUAGAUCUGAAUUUCAUUGUGAAAUUGGCUAUCAUUGUGCAACAAUCAUUGUCCUAGACCAAAUAGUAUGACGUGAAAUAGUGUGUCUUUGUUAAUCAACCUCGCCAUUCAGAACCACAGUAAUGUUAUUGUGUAGUUUUGCGGUGGAAUUAAAAAAUAUUCGUAGUCAUGUCUAAUGAUGAUUUAUGCUCUGUCUAAGGAGUGCCAUAAUGUGCUGCUAUGUCAUAGACUGGAAAAAUUGUAUAACCUUCGAACCUUUGUUUAUUGUACUUUCUACUUGUACUGUAAUAAUUGCACAACAAUAAAUGUUUGUCUUUGUGUCUGGCUAACAGGAAA